Molecule: messenger RNA, 714 nt
Organism: Spizellomyces punctatus DAOM BR117
Lineage: Eukaryota; Fungi; Chytridiomycota; Chytridiomycetes; Spizellomycetales; Spizellomycetaceae
Exons: 7
Coding region: 53-619 (188 amino acids)
Biological process (GO): DNA protection
Molecular function (GO): 8-oxo-7,8-dihydroguanosine triphosphate pyrophosphatase activity
Source: RefSeq, a predicted model, not a curated record
GCGCGCUUGAGGUACACGGUUUUCGAGACUUUUUCAAAACAUUCUUGUAGCAAUGCUGGCCAUGGAAACCUCUCCCAUAACCUCUAAAAAGGUCUUGACGUUAGUGUUUGUAUUUGGCGAUUUCGAUGGCGAGAGACGAGUUUUAUUGGGGAUGAAGAAACGGGGGUUUGGGGCUGGGUAUUGGAAUGGGUUUGGAGGCAAGGUUGAAAAAGGAGAAACGAUACUCGAGGGUGCUGUCAGAGAACUUGAGGAAGAAGCAGGGAUACGUGUAUCCCACCUGGAGCGAGCGGGGAUGUUGUGGUUCCAUUUUGAGGGUGACCCGACCGGAUUGGAGGUCCAUGUGUAUCGAGGGGAGACCUUUGAGGGUGUCGUCUCCGAGACCGAGGAAAUGCGACCAGAAUGGUUUUCCCUUGACAAGAUUCCGUUUCACAUAAUGUGGCCGGACGAUCAGAUUUGGUGGCCCGUAUUUGUUGGGAAUAAAAAGUUUUGCGGGAGGUUCAGGUUUGCCAAGGACCAAAAGGAGAUUUUGGCACAUGAUGUGGGCAUCUUUGAGUCGUUGCCGUGUGAGAUGGAGUUUGGGAGUGGGGAAUGGGUAGGCGGGGUGCUCGUAGAACGAUAGAUGAAUGCAUAGAACAUAACCUUGUGGAGUGAUGUAUGCGCUAGAUGCUGGUAAGAUAUACUAGAAGAAUAGAGCAGAGCUGGUCAUACUGGAAA